UAUGAUCCACAUCGCAUUAUUUACUUUCGAAACUAAAUUUUAAGAUUAUUUAUAAAUUUUAUACAAAAUUUAUUAAAUCAAGCUUUCUAUUCGGCAGAAUUAGUCAUUAUGGAGAUUCCACUGGAACAAGAAGAGCAUACCAUCCCAGAGAUUAAGUAUGAAUAUCUAGACCACACAGCAGAUGUACAGUUGCACGCAUGGGGUGAAAAUUUGAAGGAAGCAUUUGAGCAAUGUGGAAUGGCCAUGUUUGGAUACAUGACGGAACUUCCUACGGUGGACAUUAGGACGUGCUACGAAAUAAAAACGGACCCUACGGAUGAUUUGGAAAAUCUACUAUUCCGCUUUUUAGACGAAUUACUGUUUCUGUUUUCUGCCGAACCUUUCCUGAUUGUUAAGAAACUGGAAAUCACGAAUUUCGACACGGAAAAUUUUUGCAUCGAGUGCCGAUGCUACGGAGAAGAGUUCGACUUGAAAAAGCACCCACAGGGCACGGAAGUCAAAGCUAUCACCUACUCGGCCAUGCAGAUUUACGAGAAAUCGGAAAAUAAUAGAAGUGAAGUCUUUGUUAUUAUAGAUAUUUAACUUUUUGGUAAUAUAGAUAUCGGUUAAAAACUGAAA
Molecule: messenger RNA, 618 nt
Organism: Malaya genurostris
Lineage: Eukaryota; Metazoa; Arthropoda; Insecta; Diptera; Culicidae
Gene: Archease
Product: protein archease-like
Exons: 3
Coding region: 109-582 (157 amino acids)
Biological process (GO): tRNA splicing, via endonucleolytic cleavage and ligation
Cellular component (GO): tRNA-splicing ligase complex
Source: RefSeq, a predicted model, not a curated record